CGUCUCCUACCUCCGAUUCCUUUCCUCCUUCGGUUCUUGCUCGAUGAUCAGAAUCUAGGGAACGGAAGCUCGGGCUAAUGCCGUCGGCGGUGCAGAGGAUGUUGGAUACGUGCAGAGAGGUGUUUGCCGACGGAGGUGCCGGGAUCGUGCCCUCGCCGGAGGAUGUCCAUUUUCGAUGGUAUAGAUGCCUCGGAUGUUGGUCUUACUUCGGAUAUGUCGUACUUCCGACGUGGUGCAUCCAGAGGAACGCCGGUGAUUACGUACCUGCCCAUCCGCGAGCUCGAGGAGUUCUCGAUGGUCAUCUUCUGUUUGCCUCCGUCGGGUGUGAUCCCACUCCACGACCAUCCAGGCAUGACGGUAUUCACCAAGCUUCUCUUCGGCUCCAUGCACAUCAAAUCCUAUGACUGGGUCAAUGUGCCUCAGAACUUGGCCGAGCUGGUCAACCCUUUACAACCAACCUCGUUACCCCCUGGAUUGCGCUUGGCGAAAGUGAAGACGGAUGCCAUCUUUACUGCGCCUUGUAGGACCUCCGUGCUUUAUCCGGAAGACGGAGGCAACCUGCACUGUUUCAGAGCAAGAACAUGUUGUGCAGUGCUGGACGUGCUGGGACCGCCUUAUUCCGGCGCUCGACGAAGGGAUUGCACCUACUACCACGAUCGUCCAUACGCUUGGUUUCCUGGUUUAUUCCAAGUUGAGAGCUUUGGAGGGCGAGAUAUCUCGUCGCCACCAAUAGGUUGAUGUUAUCCUGCUUCUCGAUGGAGAGGCGAACCCGGUAGCCGAUGAGGACGUCGGGACGUACGCUUGGCUUGAAGGGAGGAACCAGCCUGACGACUUCUUUGUGGUUAGGGCCAAAUACAAUGGUCCAAGGAUUUAGUUGCGUACGCAGCGUGUAGUGUAGUGUGUAGCUACAGAAUCCUAACACUACGCUUGUCGACCAAAUUGUGUUAGUAUCGAUGUACAUGUAAAGCAAUGAAAAGACGACGAUCUAUUAUAAGACGACG
Musa acuminata AAA Group (dessert banana) is the source of this 1001-nucleotide messenger RNA. RefSeq names its product plant cysteine oxidase 2-like. NCBI's taxonomy places the organism in Eukaryota, Viridiplantae, Streptophyta, Magnoliopsida, Zingiberales, Musaceae. The record is from RefSeq and is a predicted model, not a curated record. Gene Ontology annotation, molecular function: oxidoreductase activity, acting on single donors with incorporation of molecular oxygen, incorporation of two atoms of oxygen. The transcript has 6 exons. The coding region runs from base 163 to 738 and encodes 191 amino acids.